GUAAAGGUAAGACCUCCGACAAGCAUACCAGCUAUAAAACAAGUGAAAUUAGAUAAGCCGAGUGAUCGAUCGGGACUGGCCAGACGAGGAAGACUGUGGUGCAGGCCAUCCCUAACAGGAAAUAACUGCAAGAGAACUUGGCUGAGCUGCAGCUUUGGUAACCUAUUUAAGCAGAGAAUGCCUAUGACUUGUGUAGCUUAUGGCUGCAAUAAUCAUUUUGUCAAAGGAACUGGGAAACAAUUUUUCAGGUUUCCAAUGAAAGAUCCUGAACGCUUGUCCAAAUGGGUUGUAGCAAUUCGUCGCAAAAACUGGAAACCAUCUGCCUCCAGUAGAAUCUGCAGUGAUCAUUUUACUGACAACGACUACAUGUUACGUCCAGGAGCAAUGGUUCCACGCCUUCGUCUAGAUGCAGUGCCUUCUAUUUUUGAUGGAUUUCCAAAACAUUUGAAAGAGCGGCUGGAAGAGAAGAGAAAAGUGAAAGAGAAGCAAUCAGUUGUCACGGCAGAAGAAAGUGAGCCUUGCUCCUCCUAUCAAAAUUCUUUAAGCAUUACAUCGACUCCAGUACAGGUGUCCUCACAGCCAAAAGCACCUGGAGCAGAAGUACAUCGGAGUCCAGGAGAGGAGAGAGCCACAGAUCACAAGGUGAUGCAUAGUGAAGCAAAGAAGAGCAAGAUAAAGACGUGUGUGGUGUAUGGCUGUAAUAACACCUCUUCUAAAGGAUGUAAGCAACAGUUUUUCAGGUUGCCGGUGGAAGAUCCUGAUCGCUUGUCCAAGUGGGUUGAAGCAAUUCAGCAUCAAAACUGGGAACCUUCUGCAUCCAGCAGAAUCUGCAGUGAUCAUUUUAUUGACCAGGAUUACGUGUUACAUCCAGAUUCAUUACGUCGUCUUUUAAGAGCAGAUGCUGUGCCUUCAGCUUUCAGUGGAAUAUCUAAGCGGAUACAAGUAAUGAGUAUUGAGCUGCAGAGCGUGAAUCAGAUAGAGCAUUCAGAGAAGAGUUCAACUGAUCAGCAAUCAGUCAACCCAGUAGUGGCUCAACCCCUUGUAGAAACCACUGGAGCCAAACUACAUGGGAUCCAUAAAAAUAACAGUUCUACAGAGAUAAAGCAACAGGUGAAACAUGGUCCUGUGGAGAAGAGUCACGUCAUGACCUGCGUGGUGUAUGGCUGUAAUAGUAUUUUUACUAAAGAAAGUGGGAAACGAUUUUACAGGUUUCCUAUGAAAAAUCCUGAACGCCUGUCCAAAUGGGUUCAAGCAGUCCAGCGUACCGAGUGGCAGCCAUCCUCAGCCAGCAGAGUCUGCAGUGAUCAUUUUAAAGACAAGGAUUACAUCCUGCGACCAGGGUCUCCUCGUCUACGUCCAAAUGCCGUGCCUUCUGUUAUCAUAGCAAGAAAGAGAAUUAGAAGAAAAAACAUUAGUCUAAAAGAUACAGACCGAGCCCUGGAACACUACAACUCUAUGGAGGUUCUGGGAGGAGACCAAGGGACAGAUAUAACUGUUGACCACACUUAUUCAACAGUGCACAAUGCAGUGGACAGUCAUCAUUUCAAUCCUGACGCUCUUACACUUAAAAAGAAAGUGAGAACUUUGCAACGUCAAAUACAAAGGCAGAGGCACACUAUUAAAAAGUUAUCUGAAAAAAUUGUACACUUAAAAAAUAUAACCGACCUGGACUCGGUUUCAUCAACAGCAGCACCGUGAUAUGAGGAGUUAUGAUGUCGUCCCAUAUAUUUUAUUUAUAGCAGGAUACAGCUAAAAAUUGAGGUAGGGAUUGAUUGGUCACAAAGCAGUUUCUUAAACUAUUCAGGGUGACCGCUAUUGGUCAUUGCUAAGAAAGUCUCAGUCGGCCAGAUUAGCAUCAACAAUUCAAAACUUAGCAAUACUAAUAAACCUUAUGAAAUGA
Messenger RNA from Pseudophryne corroboree (corroboree frog), 1900 nucleotides. RefSeq names its product THAP domain-containing protein 5-like. The record is from RefSeq and is a predicted model, not a curated record. Bases 178 to 1698 code for a protein of 506 amino acids. NCBI's taxonomy places the organism in Eukaryota, Metazoa, Chordata, Amphibia, Anura, Myobatrachidae. The transcript is spliced from 9 exons.